Aspergillus ibericus CBS 121593 is the source of this 1365-nucleotide messenger RNA. Its product is annotated as C3HC4 finger protein. Bases 1 to 1365 code for a protein of 454 amino acids. The record is from RefSeq and is a predicted model, not a curated record. The transcript is spliced from 2 exons. NCBI's taxonomy places the organism in Eukaryota, Fungi, Ascomycota, Eurotiomycetes, Eurotiales, Aspergillaceae.
AUGGAUUCUGUGACCGGAGCUCCUACUGGCGGGCUUCCUGUGACCCUUCUCAGCAAUAUCAACACCCAAGUGACGCCGACUUCGGCAACACUAGCUCAACCUAACACCCAAAGUCCCAUGGAUGCCGUGAUGUCUGAUGCGUCGCGUCCUACUUAUUUCUACCAAGCAACUACAGUCCCGAACCCCGCUGGAGGUCAGAACGUCUUCCUACCCAACACCACGACCAGUCAACCUAUUUCUUUUCAGCAGCAAUCUCCAUCCAGACCCUUCAUGUACCUGAGCAAUGGCUUUAUUACGAUGCCCCGUUAUACGCCGAACCAGUAUUAUGGUGAGCUGAACAACAUUGGUCACCAGUUGGAAUACGUCCCUACCGGAGAUCAAGGUCGUACGUACGCCAAUCUUCAUGCGCGGAGUCUCUCCAGUCCACAGGGCCAGUAUAGCUACCACGGCCUUCCUGUCCACCCGCAGCGGGAUCAGCGCUCCAGCAAUAUGCAGCCGCCAAUGUCCAUGAUGACGCAGCCAUCCGUGCCUAGCGUUGUCCAACCGAACAGCACAUCGAUGAACAACUCGGACAUGACACAAUCUGCUCCAGCUACACUUCGACCUCGCACUUAUGUGCCGACUCCACAAUCGGGGUCUGCGUUGGGAGCGGACCAACCAAUGACUCUACAUCGCACCACUACUGUCCUCUCCCCAGCACCGACCUCGCCGGGCUAUCAACAGCCGCCGCAAGCUCAACGGCAUUCUCAUGCAGCGGGCCCGCUCCCUCGACUGAGGCCACGUCUUGUGGCGGAUGAUGGUUCCUCCGUCGCUUCCGCAAGGAUGACGGCCACACAGGCUUCAUCGGGCCAGCCCUCAGCAACGGCCACGGCGUCGUCGGCUCCGAUGAACGCAGGAUCCGCAAGGGCAUAUGCACGGUUUAACCCGCAGCGGCUGGAAAUGAUUCGACGAAUGCAUAUGACCCAGUUGCUCCAUCAUGCACGUCAAUACAACCCCCCGGCUUCGCAGGCCCAUUCAGGGGCUCCUACGCAGCGCCAGCGCCAGCGUCAUGGUCAGGGGGCCAAUUUUGUUGGACCACCUCCGACUCUUGAUAACCCGAAAGAUGGUCGCCCCAAACCGAAGGAAGGACAUGAAUUGCAGGUCUCACUUGAGUGCAAAAUCUGCUACGCCCAGCUAGUUGACACGGUGUUGCUCCCCUGUGGUCAUGCCGUCCUUUGUCGAUGGUGCGCCGAGAUUCAGAUUCCGAGCAGUGCGCUGGAAUCCGGCAUGCUCGGUGGACAGCCUACCUGUGUGAUGUGCCGAGCCACUGUGAAACAGAAGGUAUGGACACUUGAAUUGUCUUGGAUCUGGCUUGUCGUUCACUAA